AAGCUAGAUCAUCAGGACCAGCAAUGGAGUAUAAGCAACGAGAAGAAGCCUUUAAAUGUCCCUGUGAGAUUGCCUUCCCUGAGUGACGUCAUUUUCCGGCCUUUCCGGCGAAUUUGAUCGUUCUUUUAUAACCAAGUUGCACAAGGACCAGGUUUUGUAGUGAAAGCAAUGGUGCUUUUUCCAUCUCUUUUUGAUGGAUUAGCUAGGACAGUAUCAAUCAAGAAAGGGAGGAACUCCCAGAAAGAUGUAGGAAAGGAAGCUGCAGAUGCUUUGGCAAAGGAUGCAAGGAAAAGCGAGUUGAUGUUGAGUUCCUCUGGCACUGUUAAGUCCAACAAGUCAAACAAUUUUACCUCCGUCUGCUCGAAGAGAGGGCAGAAAGGAAUUAAUCAAGAUCGCUUCAUUGUCUGGGAGGAAUUUGGUUGCCAAGAGGACAUGAUAUUUUGUGGAAUAUUUGAUGGGCAUGGUCCAUGGGGACAUGUUGUUGCCAAAAGAGUUAAAGAAUCUGUUCCUUCUUCUUUGCUGUGCAAUUGGCAAGAAAGCCUUGCAUUGACAUCACCUGAUGUGGAUUUCGGAAUGGAACUGGAUAGAGAUCUCCAACAGUUUGAUAUUUGGAAGCAGUCCUACUUGAAAACUUAUGCUGCCGUUGAUCAGGACCUUAAGCAGAAUCCUGACAUUGAUGCCUUCAGCAGUGGUACUACAGCUUUAACAAUCGUUAAACAGGGUGAACAACUUAUUAUAGCAAAUGUUGGGGACUCUCGAGCUGUGUUGGGGACAACUUCUGAUGAUGGCAGUUUGGUGCCUGUUCAGCUUACCAUCGAUUUCAAACCCAAUUUACCCGAGGAGGCUGAACGAAUAACACAGUCCAACGGUCGAGUAUUCUGCUUACAUGACGAGCCAGGGGUGCAUAGGGUAUGGAUGCCAAAUGGGAAAAGGCCAGGACUAGCAUUAUCAAGAGCCUUUGGUGACUACUGUGUAAAAGAUUUUGGGCUCAUUUCCAUACCUGCUGUGUCCCAAAGAAGCGUAACACGCAGAGAUCGUUUUGUCAUUCUGGCAACGGAUGGGGUAUGGGAUGUUAUUUCCAAUCAAGAAGCAGUGCAGAUUGUUUCUUCAACACCAGAUAGGGAGAAAUCGGCUAAAACGUUGGUGCAAUGUGCUGCUCGUGCAUGGAAAUACAAGAAAAGGGGCAUCGCAAUCGAUGAUAUCUCAGCCAUAUGCCUCUUCUUUCACGAUUCACCAUCUCAAAAGAUUGACCCAUUGAUGGUCUUGAAACAAGCAUAAGCGAGCAAAAUAGCGUGAUGGCUGGUUUAAAAAAAAGCCUUUCACUAUAGUAUGUAAAUGUGAACCGUGUAUAGUGUAAGAAUGAAUAAGAAGCACCUAAAUGAUCAAGCCAUCUCAAUAUUAUCUUUAAUGCCAGAAAAGAAUAUUUUACAUCCAAUAAUGUUCUUUUCUUGCA
Manihot esculenta (cassava) is the source of this 1453-nucleotide messenger RNA. RefSeq names its product probable protein phosphatase 2C 34. NCBI's taxonomy places the organism in Eukaryota, Viridiplantae, Streptophyta, Magnoliopsida, Malpighiales, Euphorbiaceae. The coding region runs from base 169 to 1278 and encodes 369 amino acids. Gene Ontology annotation, biological process: protein dephosphorylation. The transcript has 6 exons. Gene Ontology annotation, molecular function: protein serine/threonine phosphatase activity. The record is from RefSeq and is a predicted model, not a curated record.